GCCCAUCCGCAAGUAAGGCGCCCCCGCGGACGACCUCGCGCCGCACACACGCGUGUGUUACUUCUUCUGCUUCUUGGCCUUAUGCUUGUUGUCCGUGGGGGACCCGUCUCGGUCCUCCACCUUCUGCAACCAAACACGCCCACGUGCGUGAACUUCUCAUCUAGCAUCAUCUCAGAGACUGCACGACCCACGCAAGUGCUCAUACGCUGUCCAUGGAAAGCAGCAUCGAAGAGUGUAUGGGAUCCACUUGGGUUGACUGCGUGACAUUGACGGCAGUCCGCUCUGCACUGCUCUGCCGGGCACAGGUUUAGCCAGGGCAGGGUUUAGCGUAAUGUGCCAACUUUUGCACAUUACCAUAUCAAGUUCAGUCCAACCGUUACAAUUUACUUUCCGCACAGAAUGGCGUUGCUCUCCACUCGCACGAGAGCCCUAGGCGCCCAACGCGGUGGAUUCUUAGGUGUACUAGACGGCUUGACGGACACGCAGACCUUCGCAAACAGAAAACGACGGCGGGUUGUGCGAAGCACAGCUGCCGCCCCGCUGCUGAAGCAAGGGCAUUGUGAGGACGCGCCACCCGUCGAGUCGCAGCGCGCGGCUUCCGAGUCGUCAUGCGCUAAAGACAGCCCGCGAUUGACGCAAGCUAUGUCAUCAACUGAUGCGCAAAUAAUAACGGCGGGUGGCAGCUGCGAGGGCGUCGAGGCAGUUAGCGCGGAAAGGAUGCUUGACGAUGACCCGGCAACGAGGGACGAGGAGAUGGGGCAGCAGGGGCUGCUGCAGCAGGCGCGCCGGGAGGUCAAGGUGUUGGCGCGCCGCCAGCAGUCGCUGAUGGCGAGGCGAGAGUGCGAUGUGGAGGAGGUGGCGGCCCUGAUUGCGGAGCUGCAGGCGAGGCAGGCGGAGCUCCUGGCGGAGCUGGCAGCCCUCAGGCAGAGCGCUGGGAAGGGGGCGGUUGGGCAGGAGAUGAAGGAGGAGGCGGAGGGCCCAGCAGCGGCGGUGGUGAUGCAGGAGGCGGCGGCGGAGGAGGAGAUGGACACAGGCGGCGCAGAGGGAGGGGUGGCAGUGGCACGGGUGGAACCAGAGGCAGAGGAGAUGAAGGCGGCGGGCGAGAUGGCAGCAGAGGGGACGGAGGGGACGGAGGGGACCAGAGAGGACGUGACGUCCCCUGGCAUGGAUGGGGAGCAGCAGCAGCAGCAGCAGCAGCAGCAGCAGCAGCAGCAGCCACCCCAGCAGCCGCUGCCGGCGGCACAAGAAGGAGCUGUAAGACCGGCAGCAGCGGCCGGUGUGGCAGCGGGUGCAGCAGCAGAGGCGGAGGCGGGGGCGGAGACGGAGGUGACAAUGGGAUUGGAAGUGCCUGCGCUUCCCGCGGCGGCGGCGGUGGCCGCCGCCGGUGUGGCGGCGAAUGCGGUGGCUUUAAAUGCAACAGACAUGGUGGCAGGGGCGACGGCGGCAGCGGCGGCGGCAGCCUCAUCGUUGGAGGCGCAGUUUCGAGGCGUGGAGUUGUCGAAGGUGGAGUUGCGGGCGGUGGAGGACGUGCGUGGAGACGGCGGGCGCGGCCGUGGAGGAGACGGAAGCAGCAAUUAAGGCAGCAGCAACAGCAGCGCAGCGGACGGCCGCAGCUGGCGGCGGCGAGUUAGUGCUGGCGCCGCCGGCACCGCAGGUGCUGCUGGCGAUGCAAAUGAUGGCUGCAGAAGAGGGCCCGCAGCCGCUGGCACGACUGCCUGGGAACAUGUGAGAAGGAGGAGAAGCCCGCUGUGCACAGGCGCCGGCAGCAGUGGAACGUCUGGGUGCGGACGGAAGAGACGGAAUGGGCGGCAUGGCGCAGCACGGGAAUGGGGGCGUCCUGGCAUCCAUGCUCCUCAGAAUGCAGGGCGCUGACCAAUUUUUUUACUUAC
Molecule: messenger RNA, 1889 nt
Organism: Chlamydomonas reinhardtii
Lineage: Eukaryota; Viridiplantae; Chlorophyta; Chlorophyceae; Chlamydomonadales; Chlamydomonadaceae
Exons: 3
Coding region: 718-1578 (286 amino acids)
Source: RefSeq, a predicted model, not a curated record